Messenger RNA from Geodia barretti, 294 nucleotides. The record is from the annotation of a GenBank genome assembly. Lineage: Eukaryota; Metazoa; Porifera; Demospongiae; Tetractinellida; Geodiidae.
AUGGAAGACGGGGCGCCCACCCACUAUCUGGUCGUGGAGGGGCUGGCGGGCGAGGGGUCGAUCUGGCGCGUCGUCCGGGCCGAGGAACACGCCAAGGGGCGCAGGCUUUACGCCUUCGUCGGAACCUGCCAGACCCGCCGUGCGGCACUUUCGCUCGCCCGCGCUCUCAACGAGAAGCGUGCCGUCGACGAGGAGACGCUGCGCGCCGCAGCCCUGCGGGGGCAAUCGCUCCCGCCCGGCCGCGCCGACAUCGCGCCUGCGCCCGAUCCCUACCGGCUCAGGCCCUCCUGUUGA